Messenger RNA from Styela clava, 681 nucleotides. The record is from RefSeq and is a predicted model, not a curated record. Lineage: Eukaryota; Metazoa; Chordata; Ascidiacea; Stolidobranchia; Styelidae.
AUGGCUUCCAAACAACAAAAACAAGGACAAAAGUCUGGGACUAAAAAUAGGUCCACACCAUAUUUGGAAUAUGAAGACCCUAGUCAGUUGAAAGACGAAGCAAGUUAUUCUAAACCAGACGAUCAGAACAGCCAGGCCAAGUAUGCGCCAGAAAAAAGAAGCGAAGACAGAGAUUUCGGUACAAUUAACAUUGCGCAGCUUACUUCGUACGAAGACUUCUCUCCUGAUAGAAGAACCACAAGCUCAGAAGAAAAAAGAAAUGAUUACGAAGACAGAGAUUUCAGUACAAUUAACAUUGCGCAGCUUACUUCGUACGAAGACUUCUCUCCUGAUAGAAGAACCACAAGCUCAGAAGAUUUGCGUGAAGUCGAUAAAAUAUUAUUCGAGCGGAUGGCAAUGUUCGAAAAGAGAUUGAAAACAUUGGAAAAUCGUCAAGAUGCAGCAAAGGAGUAAACUCAGAAGCAAAGACCUCCAAGCCCAAGGAAAAAAAGUCAAAAGUAAAAGAUACAUCAACACCAGACGCUAUAAAACCAAUCAAAAGGCAAAAACGUACUUUGCAAUCGUUACUGGAUGAGCUUCACAACUGUUACAUGGCAGGGAGAAAAUCAAAAGCAAAUUUUUGUUUGAGCGAGAUCAAGAAAUUGAUGACGUCAUCAAAUAGACUCAAAGCAGCCGAGGUAA